AAACCUCCACCACCAAAACCCUACUCUUCCACCAUCAAACCCGACAGAGAUAUGGAAGACCCGUCACCCGAUACGUUAAACGGCGUCGUCUCCACUGAUGCCCCGCCGACGCUGCCGCAUUGUCAACUGACCGCCGCGGAGCUGGUGGCUAAAUCCAUAGCUCCAGUCAAGAGAGAAUUCCUCCGUCCGCCUCCCGCUAGAAACUGCGACAAGACCGCCGAUAAUAAUUCCGACGAUAAAGAAGCACCGCAAGCCGCCGCCCCAGCUCCAAUACUCAAGGACAAGAAAUCCAAGCGCCAAAUGAAACGUGACCGCCGUCAGGAGCAAAAAUCUGCGUUGCAUAUAUGCCCUACGGUAGCCAAGAGCGGGAAUGUUAGUUCGUGCGUGUAUGGUGAGAACUGCCGCUUCAGCCAUGAUUUGGAAGCAUUCAAAUCUCAGAAACCUGCUGAUUUGGAAGGUGUUUGCCCUUUCCUGAGCAACGCGGGGCCGUGCCCUUACGGUCUGGCAUGUAGAUUUGGUGGCACACAUAAGGUUGAUAAUGGCGAAGUUUCCACCACUGCUAAUGUAGAUAAGAAAAACAGUGAAAUGAAUGUAUUGACCAAGGAUGUUCAGAGGCUUUUGUGGAAAAAUAGGAUGAAAUUUCCCAAGGCAGAUGCUGCGCUCAAGCUUCUUGGCCUUCAGGUGCAGGGAAAAAAGGCAAAGCCCAGUGGCAAUGACAAUGAUGAUGAAACCAAUGGUUCUAAUGUAAAUGGAAAUGGUUGUUGCAGAGAAGAUUCUGCAGAAGUUUUGGAAGAAGAUAUUGUCGACAAGGCCGACGUGGCUGAUGAGGUUAGGAGGUCGAAGAAGACAAAAUGCUCAACUGAUGAAGCUUGUGAUGCACUAACUGAUGGUGGGGUGAAUAUCCACGAGAAAGAUGUGGGCGAGAGCUGCAAGCAGAGUGAACGUGAAAGCGUUGUCGAAAACAUAGUUGAAGACAAUGAUAAAUGCCUAAAGUUACACCCACGGGAAAAGAAAAUAAUUGACUUCAGGGAUAAGCUUUAUCUUGCUCCGCUGACUACAGUUGGAAAUCUGCCGUUUCGCCGGGUUUGCAAGGGUCUGGGUGUUGAUAUUACAUGUGGCGAGAUGGCAAUGUGCACCAGUCUUUUACAGGGCCAAGCUUCAGAAUGGGCUUUACUGAGGCGGCAUUCUUCAGAGGAUUUCUUUGGUGUUCAGAUCUGUGGGGCGUUUCCAGAUACUGUUGCUAGAACUGUCGAACUUAUAGAUGAUAAUUGCACACUGGAUUUCAUCGAUAUUAACAUGGGAUGUCCAAUUGAUAUUGUUGUCAACAAGGGUGCUGGAUCUGCCCUCCUCACGAAACCAAUGCGAAUGAAAAGUGUGGUAGAGGCUUCCUCUAAAGCAGUCUCUACACCACUGACUCUCAAGGUUCGGACGGGUUAUUUUGAGGGUAAGAAUCGUAUUGACUCUCUGAUAGCAGACAUGGGAAACUGGGGAACCACUGCAGUAACAGUACAUGGUCGGACACGGCAACAGCGCUACUACAAGCUUGCUGAUUGGGAAUAUAUAUACCAGUGUGCACGAGCAGCCCCUUCUAAUCUGCAAGUCCUUGGAAACGGUGAUGUUUACUCAUAUUUGGACUGGAACGCUCACAAGUCUGACUGUCCUGAGCUGUCAACAUGUAUGAUUGCUCGAGGAGCACUGGUUAAGCCUUGGAUAUUCACCGAAAUCAAGGAACAGAGGCACUGGGACAUUACAUCCGGAGAGCGGCUCAACAUUUUGAAGGAUUAUGUACGUUUCGGCCUUGAACAUUGGGGUUCUGACUCAAAAGGAGUGGAGACAACGAGGCAUUUCUUGCUGGAGUGGCUGGGCUACACUUGCAGAUAUAUUCCGGUCGGUCUCUUAGAUGUUAUCCCCCCAAAGAUAAACUGGCGGGCACCAUCAUAUUUCGGACGUGAUGAUCUUGAGACAUUAAUGGGCUCCGACUCAGCUGCUGACUGGAUUAGGUUAACGGAGAUGUUGCUUGGCAAGGUGCCUCCUGGCUUCACUUUUGCUCCCAAACACAAAUCCAAUGCGUAUGAUAAAGCAGAAAAUGGUUAACACGAGCUGAGCUCCCUAGACACUGAAUUGCUUCAGUUUCUUCUCUUGUUGUCUACUGUUUUUAUAGUAAUUGGUUUUCUCUCAUGUUGUGAACUGUUGAAUUAAAUACAACUUAAAAUAUUGUUUUAUAGUAAAACAAGUGUUUUUUUAAAUAAUCACAUUUAUUAAUUC
Molecule: messenger RNA, 2265 nt
Organism: Salvia hispanica
Lineage: Eukaryota; Viridiplantae; Streptophyta; Magnoliopsida; Lamiales; Lamiaceae
Product: FMN-linked oxidoreductases superfamily protein
Biological process (GO): tRNA processing
Molecular function (GO): flavin adenine dinucleotide binding; tRNA dihydrouridine synthase activity; RNA binding
Source: RefSeq, a predicted model, not a curated record